GAAUGGUAUGACACGUAACCAAGGUGGUACAAAAUAUAACGCUGAUAAAAACUUUGAUGAUAACUAUUCCAUAAGUGGUAGCUAUUUUCCAAAAACUGUCUAAGAACUGGAGUUUUCUAGAUCUCAUAGCUUAUUCUUAAAACGCCUAUGAUACACAGACAGACUGGCAUACGGACUGGACGAAACUAUCAGGCCGCGCCAAUCUUGCAUGCAUUCGCUCGAACGAAUUCCGUACUUACGAAAACUCAUGCAAAGGGUAAAUAAGUGUAAAAAUGGUAUAAUAAUAAUCAUCAUGUAGGUGCGUUAGUAGCAUUACCUAUUCAGUGGUAUACAUUUUACCAAGGAACCCUAAAAAAGACUAGUGCAGCUAGAUCUAUCAACACUUUACGACGCGCAUAUUUGGUCUACGAGAUUGACCUGAUGGCCAGUAAUGACUGAAUACCAUCAAGAAAUAGAACAACACCCACUGCUAUGCGAUGCGUGCUCUGACGAAGAGUUAUAUAAAGACACCAGUCCAAAGUUCCACAGGCGGUUUCGCUAUUCAGUUACAACAGGGCGAGCUAGGACGCAUGCUAUAGGAGCUGCUGCUAUUAUUACUAAGUGGCCAGAUGACAUAUCAUCUCUACUAAGAUAUUGGUGGAUUUUUCUCGGAAUGCUUACUUUCAUGGUAUUUUUAAUUUAUAAUAGCUUUUUAGCUAUUGCCGUGCUUCCAAAGCCUUAUAGCCCGUUAAAAAUUAAUAGUUCAAGCAACACGACGGAAAAUAAAUCGAAUGAAAAUCCCAGUACACUAAAUAUAUACAUGCACGUAUUUGUUGCAAAUUAUGAAGAAUUCAACAGUAAUGAUUAUAUUCCAUACAUUCAGACAAUUGCAAAGAAAUAUAUCAAUUUCAAAUAUGUAUUUUUUAUUGUUGUAAAUGAUUCAACUGAAGAUACCUCUAGUGAUAAUAUAAGUGAUCAGCAGAUAAAUGAGUUGGCUUUAAAUUCGUUGUGGACUGAUAAUGAAAUAAUUAGUGAAAAAAAGCUAUACGAGAAUCUGAUUAUAAAGCAUAUUUCGCUUACUGAAUACAUGGAUUCUUCCCCAUUAAGGAAAUAUUGGAGGCUUCUGCCUUAUCAAUUUAUUGGAUUCUUCGCUCGAUGUAUAGCUGUUUGGGAUAAAGGAGGUGUAGCGAUUAACCCUUUAAUAUUAACUCCAAAAUCACCAAAUUCAAUUUACUUAGAAAAACUACACAGUAUCUUGGAAAAUUUUCAAUCAAAACAUAAAUUUAUAUCUGAUAAGAAAAGGAAGAUGUCAAAAAAAUCUAAAAAGAAAUUGAAUAAUAUUCGUGACAUUAUAAUUGACUUAGAAAAUGACGAGAAUGCGAAUGAAGAUAUUUUUACAGAUAGUCUUGCCGUAGCAGAGAAUAUUCCAACUGCCACAGCAACUUCUUUCAAAACAAAAAGAAAUGCAAACUCUAUUUCAUUUGAUCAGCAUAAUCCCCAGCAGUUGACAGAAAAACAAAAGGAUGAAGUUUGGCAUGAAAACAAUUCUGACAAAGAGAGUAUAAAAAAAUCUGGUAAAUCUAUCAUACCAAUCACAGCAAUAAAUGACACUAAGUCUGGUGGUGUAGCAGCGGCACAAAAAACCCUUCCAAAAUUUUUUGAAUUUCUCUUUCAGUUGAAUUCCAAGAACUUAACAUCAACUUCACAAAACUUGAAAAAUUUCACAAGAGAUUUCAAGUUGUCUGACAAUCCUCACUUAAACGAUUCUUUGAAAAACGUUAUUAGAUCAAAUAUUGAUCCAGCAGGUAACGAGUCAAGUGUCAAAAUAAAAACUAAAUCCACUAAUAAAACUUUUAGUGGAAAUGAAAGUACGAAACUGAUUAUUGAUUCAAAAGGCAACUUAAUUGUUACGGAAAUUGCUUGUCAUGCAUUUAUUGGAACAGUACUAGGCAAUAUUUUACAUUCUACUGAUUACGAAUCUUUAACAGAUUUUAUUACCAAUGAAUUGUCUUUAUUUUGUAAAGGAAAUAUAUCCACUUGCAACAAUGUUGAAGUUAUUUUAGUGUAAGUUUGUUAAAUAUUUAUUAAUUUAGUAUUAUUAACAUUAACAUUAUUGUAGUUUAAUAAAAUAAAAAUUUAUAAUAAA
Maniola jurtina (meadow brown) is the source of this 2125-nucleotide messenger RNA. RefSeq lists its product as uncharacterized. NCBI's taxonomy places the organism in Eukaryota, Metazoa, Arthropoda, Insecta, Lepidoptera, Nymphalidae. The record is from RefSeq and is a predicted model, not a curated record. The transcript is spliced from 3 exons. Bases 431 to 2047 code for a protein of 538 amino acids.